Sander lucioperca (pikeperch) is the source of this 427-nucleotide messenger RNA. RefSeq names its product zinc finger protein 862-like. The transcript has 3 exons. NCBI's taxonomy places the organism in Eukaryota, Metazoa, Chordata, Actinopteri, Perciformes, Percidae. The record is from RefSeq and is a predicted model, not a curated record. The coding region runs from base 46 to 363 and encodes 105 amino acids. Gene Ontology annotation, molecular function: protein dimerization activity.
CCGGACUGUCAUGCACUGCAAGAAUGGUCAUCUUUUAAGCAGCAUAUGCUGACUGGAGCAUUCAAGGAUAUGGACCAGCUUACCAUAAUGAGCAAACUGUCAUCCCAGCACGAUGAGUGGUAUCAAAUCUACCCCUCCCUCAGUAAGCUGGCAGCCAUUACCCUUACAGUGCCAAUCUCAAGUGUCAACUGUGAGAGAGAUUUCUCCACCAUGAAUAGGGUGAAAACAGACUUAAGGAACAGGCUGCAGGGGGACCAUCUAGCAGCAUGUAUGCUGCUCAGCAUCAAUGGGCCAUCUCUUUCUGAAUUCCCCUAUAACCGAGCCUUGGAGUUAUUUUUCCAAAAACCAAGAAAAAUUAAAUGAGCACAGCAAGGCUGCCAACUUUGCCACUGAGGCAAAGAUGCAAUUUGUUUCAUUAUGAAUGGUU